Messenger RNA from Coccomyxa subellipsoidea C-169, 1005 nucleotides. Its product is annotated as S-adenosyl-L-methionine-dependent methyltransferase. Gene Ontology annotation, molecular function: 2-methyl-6-phytyl-1,4-benzoquinone methyltransferase activity. The coding region runs from base 1 to 1005 and encodes 334 amino acids. The transcript has 6 exons. Lineage: Eukaryota; Viridiplantae; Chlorophyta; Trebouxiophyceae; Coccomyxaceae. Gene Ontology annotation, biological process: methylation. The record is from RefSeq and is a predicted model, not a curated record.
AUGCAGGGGUCUACCUGUCUGCUUGCAGCAGCAUCACGACCAGUACUGACGCCUUUCCGAGAUCACAGAUCCAGAUGCUCUCAAAGUCACUCAUAUGCUCGAGUUCAGAGGCCACACAGGAUUAGAAUCAAUACAAAAUGUGCAGCAAGCGCACAAGCUGCAGCUGGAUCCAGGCCCCUUCGAUUCAUCCAGCACAAAAAAGAAGCCCUAUUCUUCUAUGCUUUCUUGAGCCAGGUGUACGAUUAUAUUGUCAACCCUGGCCACUGGACCGUGGACAUGCGAACGGAGGCUCUGGAACCCGCCAAACUUGACAAUCCUAAACUCAAGGUGGUGGAUGUUGGUGGCGGCACCGGUUUCUGCACACAGGGCAUAGUAAAGACGAUAUCCCCCAUCAAUGUGGUGCUUAUGGAUCAGUCCCCGCAGCAAUUGGCCAAGGCUAAGAAGAAAAAGGACCUUCAAGGGGUCACCAUUGUUGAGGGAGAUGCAGAGGAUCUGCCUUUCCCCACCGACAGCUUUGACAGAUAUGUGUCGGCGGGCAGCAUUGAGUACUGGCCAGAGCCCCAGCGAGGCAUAAAGGAAGCAUACAGGGUGAUCAAGGAGGGUGGCCUCGCUUGCAUGAUUGGCCCCGUGCACCCCACCUUCUGGCUGUCCAGAUUCUUCGCUGACAUGUGGAUGCUCUUCCCCACAGAGGAUGAGUACCGCGAGUGGUUCACCAAGGCAGGCUUCACGGACGUGAAGAUCAAAAGGAUCGGGCCCAAGUGGUACCGCGGAGUGAGGCGGCAUGGCCUCAUCAUGGGCUGCUCUGUCACUGGCAUCAAGCCAAAGGCUGGAGACUCACCGCUGGAGAUGGGCCCGAAGGUGGAGACUUCUGGCAGCACAAACAACAUCUUCAGCUUCCUCUUCCGCCUGAUCAUAGGCAGCCUGGCCGGAUUCUACUACUUUGUGCUGCCCGUCUACAUGUGGCUCAAGAAUCUGAUUUGGCCAAGAAAUGCACCUGGGUUCUGA